AUGUCACGAAACGUAGACGAUUUGGGUGUUCUGCAGUCCCCGAUACUAAUUGGAGGGUCGAUGGGUCUUGAUGGUUUAGUAGAGUUAUACAGUAAUUCUACCGUUGAAGUGCGAAAUUUGUUAGCCAAUGAGUGUUUAAUUCUUUUUGAAUGUCGCUCUUGCACUAAUAUAUUCCGCAGCCCUGUCAACUAUUUAACUCAUAAACGCGCUUAUUGCCGUAAUUUACACGCAUCUGCUUUGUCGGCAUUUAGAGCUAUAACACUAGAAUACGCUCGAAGGAUACUGGAAGGUAAAAUCGUUAUCACUGAAGCUCAAAUUGAAAAAAGCAAGAACGAAGGAGCACAGCAACCAAACAAAGGAGAAGCAGGAACAUCGUCAGAUACAAAAACCGAUGCGCAGCCAACAAAGCGCACUAAAGGCAUUCUGAAACGAACGAAUUUGGUCAACGUUGUUAACAAACGCUCGAAACAUUAUGCAAUGUCUCUGCCGAACUCAGAACAUAAAUUGGAACUACAUACAUUGCCACGCAUUUCACGAGAUGUAGCGACAACGACAUUCGUCGAAGGACAACAGAUUUUGGAGUCGAUCCCACUUGCUUUGAUAUCAACCGACUCUAUUCCUUCUGAUCGCGUACCAGUCAUUAUUCCUCAGGACAAUUCUAGUCGGUACCGAGAAAUGAAUUUGCGAAAUCGUAAAGGUGAUAGUUCGAAAAAUGGCAUCGCGCGAAAAGUAGGGUCUGAAGAAAUCGUUAAAGAGAGUUUGGAUUGCUUAGUAACAACCGUUUGUGAUGAUAUCGAGAAUUCUUUGGUGUCAGAAAUAAUUACUGAGUCAAAACCACAACUUGAACAAGAUGAUAAUGCAUCAAAGUCACAAGCACGUCCAAAAAGACGCCGUCAAAGUAAAGAGAAAGAGCAGCCAUCGAAAGGGAUGCCAGUAGUUUUGAAGAAGAAAAAUCUCUCUCUACUCACUUCGCGUAAACGUACUCUACCUAAUGAAGUGAUUAGUCAAGAAGCUGGAUCAGACAAGGACGCCCAAGAAAGUGAUGGGGAGGAAAAAAGAGAAACUGUGUUACCAAAAAAGCGUGGCAGAGGACGCAAACCGAAGUCAAAGGUUGAUCAUCCAGUAAAAAACGAUAGUGAAAAAGAUGACUUCAGUGGGAACAGUGAUGAAGCUGAAGAAGGUGGCCGUAAACAACGUCCUUCGCGCCAGCGUCGUAAACCAAAUUGGAUUGAUGAGAACUAUGUGACAGGAUUCAAAGUUAUAGUAAUUUUUGUCUACUAUUUGAUGUUUGUCAGGAACAAACGUGCUCGCCGUGAUGAUGAUGAUGUUGAUUAUGAUUUUACACAAAAUAAGGGACAAAGUCGACCAUCAUCGAGAGCUGGAUCAAAGUGUGCAAAAAGUAUAGACAGCAAUAGCCAGCGCUCAACACCUGUUGAAUCUUCUGGUGUCAUUCCCGGCGUUCCGUCAGAUGUUAGCAGUGAAGAAACAUCAAGUUCAUCGAGUCCUGCACCACAAGAAGACACGUCGUUAGUUUUGCUUAUUGUUGCCUCAACCAAAAACAACGUAUUUGAUGAUACUACUGUACAGUCGUCGCUUCAUUCUUCAACUGUCUCCGAAUCACAUGACUCCGAAAAUAACGGGGAUACAGCUAUCAAAAGAACAUGUCGUUUGCAAUAUACUCCAAGAGCACGAAGGAUGAAAUAUGGAGAGGACUUGUCGUCUCUUUUUGAUGAAGAAGAUCCACCUUGUACUUCAUCAGCUGAUGUGGCGGGACCAUCAAAUUCAGAGGGAGGAAAUUCAACAUCAAAUGAAGCACGAUCACAGUCACGUAGGAAACAAGAUCUUUCGACUAUUCGAGAAAAUAAUGAUGAAGUUAUGAUUGUUCGCUUUUCAAAUGGUGAAGCUUCCCUUCCAAAAGAUCUCUCUGAAAUUCCCGUCUAUCUUACUGAAACGCAGCGGGAUUUGUUUUUCUCCUUUAUUCAUCCUGCCUCACCCUCAAGCGAUGGCGCCUCAAGUGUUCACAAAUGUAUGCAGUGCGGUGAAAUGAUCGCCAACAUAUCAGAAGGAAGACGGCAUGCUGUCAGUCAUUUACGCAUAAUGCGUUUGCGCUGUGCGUUAUGUAAUUGUGGUUCAUUUUUCUGUUCCGAUAUGCGAACCCACCUGCAAUACAGACAUUGUGAAAAAUUGUAUCUAGCACCCAAAGGCUUUGUUUUACCAGGCAAUAUCGUACCAUGUAUGACACAAAGACAAGCUGAUGAUCUUACACGAGUAGUGGAUCCAAUGAAACCAGGUCGUGUGAUGUAUACAUCUGGAAAGAUUAUCAGCUCGACGAAUCCAAAACCAUAUUAUCCAGACCCAGUUAUCGAGUCUCGAGUUUUGGGUGCUCUUUUGCCAGAGAUAACUUCCAGUGAUGAACAAGUUGAAAGUGUACCAACUUCUAGCAAAAAUUCAAAUAGUGGCAGUAGUAGACCAUUUUGA
Messenger RNA from Thelazia callipaeda (thelaziosis nematode), 2478 nucleotides. The record is from the annotation of a GenBank genome assembly. Lineage: Eukaryota; Metazoa; Nematoda; Chromadorea; Rhabditida; Thelaziidae.